GUCCAUUUUCGAGACCCUUCUUUGAGAUUCUAAAAUGUUUUGCCCGCGCUUCUUCCUUCUUCCGUCUUCUGUCCCCCUUCCCUUCCUCCUUACUAGAUAAAUCCCAAGUAACGAGUGCAGGGCAAAACUAAAACUAAAUCCUAAUACCAAGAAGAAGAAGAAGAAGAAGAAGAAUUGAAAGAAUCUCAUUCAAUCCAUCCCAUACCUAUUUAUUUAGUCCAUCCAGAAAAAUCUUACCUGCUUACCUUUCUUUCCCUUUCGAAAUCAUUCAUCGCCAUUUCCAAUCAGUCUCCUCUCGCCCUCUUCCACUCUGAGUUCUUGAGUCUGACAUCUAUCUCCUCGAGAAAGAAAGCAACUCUUGCUGUUCUUCCCUCAAACUUCCCUACUGUGCGCCGAGUCGUGAACAGUGCCCAGUUGAUACCGAAGAGCCUUAUUAGACGUUGUACUUAAAGCCUCUCACCGACCAGAAUCACAAACCCAAACACACAAAGAAAAUCAAUUUAGAGAGAUCUUUUCUCUACACCAACAUACAAAAUGGUCAAGGAUACCAAGUUAUACGAGCUGUUAAGUGUUGCACCAACUGCCACUGAAGCAGAACUCAAGAAAGCAUAUAAAGUCGGGGCUUUGAAACAUCAUCCAGACAAGAAUCAACACAACCCCGACGCCGAGGAAAAGUUCAAGGAAAUCUCCAGAGCAUACGAAAUUCUCUCGGAUCCCCAGAAGCGCCAAAUCUAUGAUCAAUAUGGCGAAGAAGGAUUGGAAGGUGGUGGAGGAGCCGGUGGAAUGAAUGCCGAAGAUUUGUUCUCACAAUUCUUCGGUGGCGGUUCUGCAUUUGGCGGUGGUGGAUUCGGAGGUAUGUUCGGUGGUGGUGGUGGCAUGCAACAACGUGGUCCACCAAAGGCCCGUACCAUUCAUCACGUCCACAAAGUUUCACUUGAGGACAUCUAUCGCGGAAAAGUCUCAAAACUCGCUCUCCAGAAAUCCGUUAUCUGCCCUAAGUGCGAGGGACGAGGUGGAAAGGAAGGCGCCGUUAAGAAGUGUGCUGGAUGUGACGGUCAUGGUAUGAAGACAAUGAUGCGCCAGAUGGGACCUAUGAUCCAACGUUUCCAGACUGUCUGCCCUGACUGUAAUGGGGAGGGAGAGAUCAUCCGUGAGAAGGACAAGUGCAAGGGUUGCAAUGGUAAGAAGACUACCGUGGAAAGAAAGGUGUUGCACGUCCAUGUCGACAGAGGUGUUCGCAGUGGACACAAGAUCGACUUCAGAGGCGAGGGUGAUCAAACACCAGGAGUACAACCAGGUGAUGUUGUUUUUGAGAUUGAGCAGAAACCGCAUGACCGUUUCCAACGCAAAGACGACGAUUUGUUUUUCCACGCUGAAGUUGAUCUUUCGACUGCCCUUGCUGGUGGAACCAUCUUUGUCGAACAUUUGGAUGAGCGAUGGUUGAGUGUUGAGAUCCUUCCAGGAGAAGUUAUCAGCCCAGGAAGUGUCAAGAUGAUCCGUGGCCAGGGUAUGCCUUCAUAUCGCCACCACGAUCACGGAAACUUGUACAUCCAAUUUGAUGUCAAAUUCCCAGAGAAGAACUGGACCACCGAUCCUGCAGCGUUCGAGGCCCUUAAGACCAUUCUUCCACCCGCGCCAGAAGGUACUACACCACCUGCCGAUGCAAUGACCGAAGUUGCCGAUCUCGAAGAUGUCGAUGCCAGUCAACAAGCUAGAGCCUCAGGCGCCGGUGCCAUGGACGAAGACGACGAAGAUGGUCAAGGAGGCGAACGUGUCCAAUGUGCUUCUCAAUAAAUUCAUAGUAGUAUUGGCGUUUGGCCUGGGGAUUUUCUUUGUCUUUUUCUUUCUUCAUACAGAGAUUUUUUCAUCAACCACUUUUGCAUCUUUCGUCGGUUAUAUGAUACACUAUACUUGUUCUUUAUGGUCUCAAGUGCGAUACCAUCGGCCCAUUCAAAAUUUUCAAGGCAAGGGCUUCUUGAAUUUUGGUCAUUAGCAUACACGAAUGACGAAAUGAGCAAUGAGUGGGUUUGGUUUCUGGGUGAAUAGACGAGGGCUUGGAAGAACGAAGGGGCUAAGAGCCUUUGGACAACUCGGUGUGGAUGGAUGAUGCGAACCCUAAUUUUCUUGUGAGAACAUGAGAAUCAUACAUUAUGAAAUGGAUCGAGCAUCUUUUCUAAAAGUCUCAUACGAACUCAGAUUAAGAUAAAAUCAGAAUUUGAUGGAAUCAAUACACCCGAGAACCUCCGGCUGAUGAUCUCUUAAUAUGGCGUUUAGACAGCUGGGAUAGAUAGCAUGUAGGAAAAAAAGCAGAUUAUGAAUCAUUGCUUGUGUUUUGUGGA
Molecule: messenger RNA, 2339 nt
Organism: Botrytis cinerea B05.10
Lineage: Eukaryota; Fungi; Ascomycota; Leotiomycetes; Helotiales; Sclerotiniaceae
Exons: 5
Coding region: 535-1794 (419 amino acids)
Biological process (GO): protein refolding; response to heat
Cellular component (GO): cytoplasm; nucleus; cytosol
Molecular function (GO): Hsp70 protein binding; ATP binding
Source: RefSeq, a predicted model, not a curated record